Messenger RNA from Armigeres subalbatus, 519 nucleotides. RefSeq lists its product as uncharacterized. The transcript has 3 exons. The record is from RefSeq and is a predicted model, not a curated record. Bases 87 to 389 code for a protein of 100 amino acids. NCBI's taxonomy places the organism in Eukaryota, Metazoa, Arthropoda, Insecta, Diptera, Culicidae.
UAAAAGCUAACGUCAGACACAAUCGCUUAGCCAUUACGUUCUGGUAGCAUCUCCCAGCAAGACGCAACGAGACUAGUCCAAUUAAAAUGAAAACUACAACAAGUGCGCUUCGCAUGGCACUGCUGCUGUUGGUGGCAUUCGUCCUAAUUGCCAAAAUUGAAAGCACCCCUGCAUACCGCCAAGACAUAAUUUCCGAAAACAAUUUAAAGCAGCUCAGUAAGGAUGAUCUUAUACGGCUUCUUCAAUCGGACGCCAAAUGGUCUUCGUCCAGUAACAGCCACGACGAUAGUUCGGAAGAAUUGAAGUACAAGCCAGUACCGUAUGUUCCCACCAACACGGGCAAUUCAUUGAUCAACACGGGUAACCAAAUACCACAAGUAAAUUAUUGAGGCAGUUUCAAACUUCAAAACGUUAUAAAUGUUUUCAAGACGUAAAACGUGUGAAACAUUCGAACAAAUGACUAUUAUAAUAAUUAACUAUAACAAUUUGAAAUACAUGUUUAUGUGUUAUAUAAAGUUA